This is a messenger RNA of Cyprinodon variegatus (sheepshead minnow), 2938 nucleotides long. RefSeq names its product cullin-3-like. Gene Ontology annotation, cellular component: Cul3-RING ubiquitin ligase complex. The record is from RefSeq and is a predicted model, not a curated record. NCBI's taxonomy places the organism in Eukaryota, Metazoa, Chordata, Actinopteri, Cyprinodontiformes, Cyprinodontidae. Bases 225 to 2525 code for a protein of 766 amino acids. The transcript has 16 exons. Gene Ontology annotation, biological process: ubiquitin-dependent protein catabolic process; protein ubiquitination. Gene Ontology annotation, molecular function: ubiquitin protein ligase binding.
GACUAUUCACUUCGGCCGCCAUCACUGCACACAAGCUAAUAUAUUAGCCGAAACAUUCUGUGUAAAGCGACUGACAACAGCGUAAACAACACAAAUACCGACGGCAUUCCUAGAAGGGGGGUGAAUUAACGUUAAAUUUCCUGUCCUGGCGCAGAAAGCUGACUAGCAGCUGCCUUUCAUGUAGUCUUUAAGUCAACUUAGUAACGAAAGUCGCUCAAGUAAUCAUGUCCAACCUCAAAGGCGGCACCAAGAAGGACACCAAGAUGAGGAUACGAGCUUUUCCUAUGACGAUGGAUGAGAAAUAUGUAAAUAACAUCUGGGACCUUCUAAAGAAUGCCAUCCAGGAGAUCCAAAGGAAGAACAACAGUGGGCUGAGCUUCGAGGAGCUGUACAGGAAUGCCUACACAAUGGUGCUCCACAAGCACGGAGAGAAGCUCUAUACAGGCCUGAGGGAGGUGGUCACAGAACACCUCAUCAAUAAAGUGCGAGAAGAUGUCCUAAACUCCCUAAAUAAUAACUUUCUGCAAACACUGAACCAAGCCUGGAACGACCAUCAAACUGCAAUGGUUAUGAUCAGAGACAUCCUGAUGUACAUGGAUAGGGUUUAUGUUCAGCAAAACAACGUGGAGAAUGUAUACAACCUCGGCCUAAUCAUAUUCAAGGACCAGGUGGUGCGCUACGGCUGCAUUCGGGACCACCUGCGGCAAACGCUGUUGGACAUGAUCGCACGGGAAAGAAAGGGGGAGGUUGUGGACAGGGGUGCCAUAAGAAACGCGUGCCAGAUGCUGAUGAUUUUGGGUCUGGACGGUAGAUCUGUAUAUGAGGAGGACUUUGAAGGCCCCUUUUUAGAUAUGUCAGCUGAAUUCUUCCAGAUGGAGAGCCAAAAGUUCCUGGCAGAGAACAGCGCCAGUGUCUACAUAAAGAAGGUGGAGGCUAGAAUCAAUGAGGAGAUUGAGCGAGUUAUGCACUGCUUAGAUAAGUCAACCGAAGAGCCAAUUGUUAAGGUAGUGGAAAGGGAGCUUAUUUCCAAACAUAUGAAAACCAUUGUGGAAAUGGAGAAUUCGGGCUUGGUCCAUAUGCUCAAGAAUAGCAAAACAGAAGACCUGGCCUGCAUGUACAAGCUGUUCAGUCGAGUGCCAAAUGGCCUGAAAACAAUGUGCGAGUGUAUGAGCUCCUAUUUAAGGGAACAAGGAAAAGCUCUCGUGUCAGAAGAGGGAGAGGGCAAGAACCCAGUUGACUACAUCCAGGGUCUGCUAGACUUGAAAACACGAUUUGAUCAUUUUCUCCUCGAGUCCUUCAACAAUGACAGACUGUUUAAACAAACCAUCGCUGGAGACUUUGAAUAUUUUCUCAACCUCAACUCCCGCUCCCCUGAGUACCUGUCACUGUUCAUAGAUGAUAAGCUGAAAAAGGGAGUAAAAGGGCUGACAGAACAAGAAGUGGAGUCUAUUCUGGACAAGGCAAUGGUGUUGUUCAGGUUUAUGCAGGAGAAGGACGUCUUUGAAAGAUACUACAAGCAGCAUCUGGGUCGGCGGCUUCUCAGCAACAAGAGCGUUUCAGACGAUUCAGAGAAGAACAUGAUCUCUAAGCUGAAGACCGAAUGUGGCUGUCAGUUCACCUCUAAACUGGAAGGAAUGUUUCGAGACAUGAGCAUCUCAAACACUACCAUGGAUGAGUUCAGGCAAUACAUACAGAGCAUAUCGGCUUCUUUAAGUGGUGUAGACCUAACAGUAAGAGUCCUGACCACAGGCUACUGGCCAACACAGUCUGCCACACCUAAAUGCACCAUCCCGCCUGCUCCUAGAGACGCAUAUGAAGUCUUCAGAAGGUUUUACCUUGCUAAGCACAGUGGAAGGCAGCUCACACUACAACACCACAUGGGUGGAGCAGACCUAAAUGCAACUUUCUAUGGAGCUAUUAAAAAGGAGGAUGGUUCUGAGGUGGGUGUCGGUGGAGCACAGGUAACCGGAACUAACACCAGAAAGCACAUCCUGCAGGUCUCCACCUUCCAGAUGACCAUCCUCAUGCUCUUCAAUAACAGGGAAAAGUCCACUUUUGAGGAGAUUCAACAGGAGACUGAUAUACCAGAGAGAGAGCUGGUGCGGGCGCUGCAGUCCUUAGCCUGUGGCAAGCCCACACAGAGAGUUCUAACGAAAGAGCCAAAGUCAAAAGAGAUCGAAAAUGGCCAUGUUUUCACAGUCAAUGACCAGUUUACCUCCAAGCUGCACAGAGUCAAAAUCCAGACAGUUGCUGCUAAACAAGGGGAGUCAGAUCCUGAAAGAAAAGAGACACGGCAGAAAGUCGAUGAUGACAGAAAGCAUGAGAUCGAGGCAGCAAUUGUCCGCAUCAUGAAAUCCAGGAAGAAGAUGCAGCACAAUGUCCUGGUAGCAGAGGUGACCCAGCAGCUUCGAGCAAGGUUCCUCCCCAGUCCUGUGGUAAUCAAAAAGCGCAUUGAAGGACUGAUAGAAAGAGAAUACUUGGCACGGACGCCAGAGGAUCGUAAAGUGUACACCUAUGUGGCAUAGAGAGGAAACCUGAGGAGAAGAGAUUGGAACGUUUUCCGUGGACUGUUGUUGCGUAUGGACUGUAAGCUUCUUUUACAGAGAAUGACUGGAAACCUGAUUCAUUGACUCCUGCAAAAAAAAAAAGCAGUAAGCUCCUCUUGUACAUGGGACGUAAAAACUUGGGAUAGAGAAAAAAAAGGAAUCAGAUGUUCUAGAUUUCUUUUCAAAUCGGGCCCGGUCUUCCUAUUCCCAGUGAGUUUUUACAUGGAGGGAUCCAGCUUCAAGAUUUUCACUGUUUUACCCUGGUAGAGUUCAAAACUUGCAAUGAAUCCCGUGGGAAAAUGUGAAUGCACCACAUUAUUUUUUUUUUGUUUUGUUUUGUUUCAGUACUGUAUGAAACUAAUAAAAUUAUUCAAACAAAAAAAUGUGGACUG